AUGCCAGAUACAUUAAAUUCAUUGAAGGCAAUUGCAUUACUAGGUAGUAAUUGGGUUGCAGUUGAUUUUUUUCUUCGACAAGAUAGUAAUAUUUCAAAUGAAGUAUAUUUUGAAGAAAGAACUCCAUCUAAACAUGUUUGGUCUAUUUUUGUACAAGAAGCACAUAAAUAUAAUCUACGUGCUUGUAUUAAACCACUUAAAACUCUAAUUCGAAAUAUUCGUGCAGGAGGUUAUUCUGGUUUAUUAACUUAUUGCUCAAUAUUUUAUCCUAUUGAAACACAAAAGAUUGGUUUCUGGGAUGACUUAGAUUUUAUUGGUAUGGAUUUUUAUCUACCAUUACUUAAUAUAACAAAUGAUGGUAAUAUAUCUUCACAACAAGAUAUGGUUCAAAGAUUUUCUGAUUAUUUUCAAUAUUUCAAAAUAUGGCUGAGUAAUCAAUCAUCAAAUGCUUCAUCAAAACCAGUCGUUUCUACUGAAGUUGAAUAUCCAAGUUCAUUAGCUGGACUAGCAAUUCCAUCUGCAACUCCACCUAUACAAUGUUUUGGUAAUUAUAGUGCUAAUUUCACACUACAAGAUAUGGGAUUUAAAGCACUUGAAAACAAUAGUGAAGUAUUUAAUGAAACUAUUAUACUUUGGUGA
This is a messenger RNA of Adineta steineri, 639 nucleotides long. NCBI's taxonomy places the organism in Eukaryota, Metazoa, Rotifera, Eurotatoria, Adinetida, Adinetidae. The record is from the annotation of a GenBank genome assembly.